CAUUUUUGAACGCUCUGGUCACUCUGAAUUAACAGCACGUGUAGGGCAUUUAACAAAAAUUAGCAAAACAUUUGCUAAUAGUUAGUUUUAGUGCCGAAAUUAAUUAAGUAAACAUGGUCAGUUCAGAUCCGAAAGGACCUAGCAAGGUGGCAAAAACGGUGGACAAACCGCCGCCGGCCUUCAAGGCCAACAAAUCGCCUGGUCAGAAAUUCAAACCUGGCGGAGCAGGAGGCGCCAGGAAAUUCGACAAAUCAGCCGGAGGACCAGGCAAACUCGGCGCCGGUGGUACCAGGAGGUUUGACAAUAAGUCUGGAACUGGCAACUUUAAGAAGUUUGACAAAUCCGGAGGAGCAGCCGGUGGCUUCAAGAAGUUCGACAAAGGCGGUGGAGCAGGAGCAGCCGGCGGCAACAAGUUCCGGGGUAAACCACAGGCACAACAGACACAGGCGCCGGCGGAGGGCGAGAAACAGGACUGGAACAAGUUCAAGCAGGAGAAGAAGGACCUUAAGCUGAAGCGCAAGAGCUCCAAGGACACCUACGAAAUCACCAAGGAGGCCAAGCAAAUCUACGAGAAGCUGCGAUGCCGCCGAACUGGGAACAAGGACAAGCUGGUGGAGCAGAUAUACAAGGUGCUCAACGUGGGCGACACCAUCUCGAAGGUGGUGAAGGCCCACGACACCGCUCGGGUACUCCAGUGCAUGCUGAAGUACGCCUCACCGGCGCUGCGGGCCGAGAUCUCCGAGCAGCUGCUGCCCUUCAUCGUGGAGAUGUGCCAGUCGAAGUACGCCCAGUUUUGCGUCCAGCGAAUGCUGAAAUACGGGUCACCGGCCACCAAAUCGAAGCUGGUGGACAGCCUGUACGGACAUAUUGUCCGCUUGGCCGGACACAGCAUUGCCAGCGGAUUGCUGGACACGAUGUACCAGAGUGCCACGCCCCAGCAGCGCAUCCACAUGCGCCAGGAGUUCUAUGGCGAUCUGUACCGCAAGGUCAAGGACGCGAAUGUCAAGUCGCUGAGCGACACCUACAAGGAGGCCACGAACAUGAAGGCAUCCAUUUUGGGCUCGGUGAAAGCGAAUCUGGACCAUGUGGCCAACAAACAGCUGGUCGACAGCUCACUGGUGCAUGCCGUGAUGCUGGAAUACCUGCGCGCCUGCGACGAGGAUGAGGAGAAGCUGGAGGAGACGGUCACUGCAUUUGCAGCCCUAGUGCCUCACAUGCUGUCCACCAAGGAGGGCAGCGAGGCUGGUGUCAUUUGCUUCUACAAGUCCACGCCCAAGAACCGCAGAGCCAUCAUUAAGAACAUCAAGGAGCAUCUGCUCAAGAUCGCCACCCACGAGCAUGGCCACGUGUUCCUCAUCUCGCUGCUGAACGCCUUGGACGACACGAAGGCCACCAAGAAGGCCAUCUACGACCACCUGCACGGGGAUCUGAAGACACUGGUGGGCAACCAGUACGGCCGCCGGGUGGUCCAAUGGCUGGUGGCGCCCGGCGACACCACCUGCUUCCAUCCGGAGUUCAUUCGCGUGGUGGACGAGGGCCUGGCGUUUGGCAAAAAGGAGAAGGAACUGCGCCGCAAGGAGAUCUUCGAGCAGAUCGAGGCGCCAAUCGCACAGGCUAUCGCCGAGGAGGCAGCCUUCUGGCUGUCCAACAGCCACAUCGGCCUGGUUACCGCCGACAUUCUAAAUCACAUUCAAGGCGAAUCCUAUGAGAAGGCGGUUACAGCCCUAGCCGCAGUGAUCGCCCAGCCGGAGUGGCGCAUUUCAGCCGAUGCCGCCGGUCCGCUGCCACAGGAUAAGAAGAAGCCCCACAAUGAUGUGGAGGCCAUCAUAGCCGAAGCCACCAAACAGCGCAAGAAACUGCUAAACGCCGACAGCAGCAGCGGUGAAGAGGAUGACGAUGAAGAUGCAGAUGCAGAUGAGGAAGCGGAUGCGGAAGAAGAUGGCGAGAAGGAGGCCGAAGACAAGGAUGAUGGAGAGCCCAAGCUGAAGAAAGCCAAAAAGGAGCCCAAAAAGGCAAAGGCGAAGGAGGAGCCGGCGGCAGCUCCACUGGUCAGCGGAAUCGAGGAGGCCGGCAUGCACAUUGUAUUGAAAAAGAUCCUCAAGAACGAUGGCAAACGUGAGGGCACUCCUUUCAGCAAACAACUCCUGCAAAACUUGUCCACCGACGUGCUCAAAGUCUGGCUGGGCGUCAACCGGGCCUGUUUCGUCCUGUUGAAGCUGGUGGAGGAGAGUACCUCGCUGCUGGACGACUGCAAGAAGGCCAUCGCGGAGGAGAAGACCCUCAACCAGGCGCUCGGGGGCCAGAAGACGCCCGGGGCCAAGCUGCUGGCCGCCAAAUUGGGCGUUGGCAAAUGAAAACCCUUUUUAGCUUAUAGACAAAAAACCUAACAUUUUAAAAUACAUAAUUCUAUAUUGAAA
This is a messenger RNA of Drosophila elegans, 2417 nucleotides long. It is a transcript of the gene peng, whose product is annotated as protein penguin. The record is from RefSeq and is a predicted model, not a curated record. The transcript is spliced from 5 exons. Gene Ontology annotation, molecular function: mRNA binding. Bases 114 to 2354 code for a protein of 746 amino acids. Gene Ontology annotation, biological process: regulation of translation. Gene Ontology annotation, cellular component: nucleolus. NCBI's taxonomy places the organism in Eukaryota, Metazoa, Arthropoda, Insecta, Diptera, Drosophilidae.